UAUUCGACCGAACUGAAGAAGUUAUACUGCCAGAUCGCCAAGACAUGUCCCAUUCAGAUCAAAGUCCUCACCACUCCUCCCCAGGGUGCCGUGAUCAGAGCCAUGCCUGUUUACAAAAAAGCUGAACACGUGACCGAGGUGGUGAAACGCUGCCCGAACCACGAGCUCAGCCGCGAAUUCAACGACGGUCAGAUAGCGCCGCCGAGCCACCUGAUCCGCGUGGAGGGAAACAGCCACGCCCAGUACGUGGAGGACACCAUCACUGGGAGACAGAGCGUCCUGGUUCCUUAUGAGCCUCCCCAGGUGGGGACCGAAUUCACCACCAUUCUGUACAAUUUCAUGUGCAACUCGAGCUGCGUGGGCGGAAUGAACAGACGCCCGAUUCUCAUCAUCGUCACCCUGGAAACCAGAGACGGUCAGGUUUUAGGGCGCCGUUGCUUCGAAGCCAGGAUCUGCGCCUGCCCGGGCCGCGACCGCAAGGCCGACGAGGACAGCAUCCGGAAGCAGCACGUAACGGACGCCACAAAGAGCAGUGAGGGUACGAAACGCCCCUUCCGACAGGUUUCCCACGGCAUACAGAUGUCCGCCAUCAAGAAGAGAAGAUCCACAGAUGAGGAAGUUUUUUGUUUGCCUAUUAAAGGACGCGAAAUCUAUGAGAUUUUGGUAAAAAUCAAAGAGUCGCUGGAACUCAUGCAGUUCCUGCCGCAGCACACAAUAGAGUCAUACAGACAGCAGCAGCAGAACCUCCUGCAGAAACAAACCUCCAUGUCAUCUCAGCCCUCCUUCGGCUCCACCUCGCCCACUCCCGGAAAGGUCAACAAGCUGCCCUCCGUCAGCCAGCUCAUCAACCCCCAGCAGCGUAACACGCUCACUCCGUCAAGCAUGUCUGGAGGCCUCACUGACAUGACUCCCAUGAUGGGCACUCACAUCCCCAUGAAUGCCGACAUGAGUUCACUGAGCCCCACACACGCCCUGCAGCCACAGCUGCCCCUGGUGCCCUCCUCCCACUGUACCCCCCCUCCUCCAUACCCCAUGGACAGCAGCAUCUCCAGCUUCCUUAUUCGGUUGGGCUGCGCCGGCUGCUUGGACUACUUCACAGCACAGGGCCUAACCAACAUCUACCAGAUUGAGAACUAUAACAUGGAGGACCUGUCCAGGCUGAAGAUCCCUGCCGAGUUCCAGCACAUCAUCUGGAAGGGCAUCAUGGAGCACCGACAGGCUAUGGAUUUUUCCCCUCCUCCCCACAUAGUGCGCACCACCGGCAGCGCCUCCACCGUCAGCGUGGGCUCCUCCGAGGCGCGGGGCGAGCGCGUCAUCGACGCCGUGCGCUUCACCCUGCGCCAGACCAUCUCCUUCCCGCCCCGCGACGAGUGGUCCGACUUCUCCUUCGACCUGGAUUCGCGCCGCAACAAACAGCAGCGCAUCAAGGAGGAGGGAGAGUAAGACGCAGCCACCGCCGCCGCUGCGUCCCCACUUGUCAUUUCACGCCUGCUGAUGAACAUUUCAUUUGAAAACCUGCUGUUUAGUGCAAAGCCUGCUGAGAACAAACACACAGACGCACUUACUUUCAUUUUGUCCCGCCAAGUUAUUUUAAAGGUGUUGAGCAAAAGGUGCAUUUUUUUGUUUUUGUUUCUUUUACAUUUUAUUGUUAUGUUGUAAUUUCUUGAGAGCACUUAAGAAAUGCUGAGGACUUCCCAGAUUGCUUUGAGGUUUCAAGUGUUCACGAUUCAUUCCUGAGUCAAAGCGUGAAUGGAACCGCGUAAGAGGGCUUUUAUUAGGGCUGUGUUUCUGCUAUGGGCCGUAGCAAAAGUGUAUUUUAGUUUGUAACCCUUUUUUAGUCGAGUACACUGGUUUUCGCUCGUGGCAGGAGUCAUUUCAAGCAUUUCUUCUCAGAAGUAUUACGUCAGCUGAUGGGCGAUUUGUUUUUCUGCUGUAGCUUCCGUAUUUUGCUUUUUAAAAAAAUGUUUUUUCAUGUGUUGUGAGACCAACGCAUCGCCUUGAAAGGUCUGUUUGUGAAGUGUUUGAGUGCGUGCGUGUUUAAAUGAUGGUAUUUCAUUUGAUGUAGCCACAUAUAGGCCUAACACUCCACCCAGUGUUUCACAGUUAUGACUGAUGUCGUUUUAUUCUCGUUUAUUGCAGAGCAAAAGUAUUUUUUUGAUCUUUUGGUAGAGGAAACUGGAGUUAAAUGUAUAUAAAUUUGUAUAGUUCUGUUUUUUUAACUUGCUCUAAGGGAACUGCAUGAUUUCCUUCAUGAACCAAACUGUUUGGUAGCUUUAUCACUAAGAACAAUGUAUUAAUCAGUUCACAGGAGUACAUGCAGUGUGUCUGUGUGGACACAGGAUUUAGCCCAGCUUUCUCUCCAGUAGUCUGCAUUUGUUAGAAGCAGAAACCGACUGCAGUUUCAUAUUUUUGUACAAUGUAUUGUAAAUAUGUCUCAUUAUAUCGAGGGUAUUUUGAUAUAAAUCUGAAAUAAAUAUCCAUACUUGCUGUAUUGCAUGUUAACA
Molecule: messenger RNA, 2504 nt
Organism: Maylandia zebra (zebra mbuna)
Lineage: Eukaryota; Metazoa; Chordata; Actinopteri; Cichliformes; Cichlidae
Source: RefSeq, a predicted model, not a curated record